GUACGAUGUUCUGUUCCGGUUCCGGUAGUGAGGCUACUUUCUCUUUGACAUUGUCUCUAGGAUUAAUUCUACUUUCUUCAUUGCCACAUGGCUUCAGACAGGGAAAGAUUUAAGAUAAGAAAUUCUCUUAUUUGCUUGCUUAAGGCAGUUGAAGGAAAAGUAACGACGGUAGAGUUAAGAAAUGAAAGUACAGUCUCGGGAUUUGUAAAACAUGUCGACGCUUAUAUGAAUGUGACAAUGACUGACGUGAGCUUCAGAAACUUCAAAGGAAAAGUCUCAAGCUUUGAUCAUUUCUUUGUUCAAGGUGUCAGCAUAAGAUUUGUACAAAUUCCAGAUGAAGUGGAUAUGAGAAAAGCUCUCGAAUAUCAUGCAAAUAUAGAUAAAAUCAGGGCAGAAGAAAUCAGAGAAGAAUUGAAGAGGGCAACCAAAUUAAAGAUGCAGAGAAAAGAAAGAAACUUCAAGAAGCUACAUGAAAAACAGAUAAAAAAUGAGAUGAAACUGAUCAAAGAACAGUGGAAAGGUGGAGGAAAAGAAAGUGUCGGUGAUAAAUUAAAGAACGAUAAUGGCUAAAUCUGAAAACUCUUCAAUUCUCAAAAGUGAAUAAAUGAAAAUGGAUCAGUAUGUCUUUAUGUCUGGCUGUCUGUCAGCAGACAAAAGAUGAAAGAACAAUUGAAUACAUGUGGUGGGUUUUGAACAUAUAUGUUUCCCACUUAUCGACAGACAUUGGCAGCCAAUAUCAUGAACACUAUAGCAAUUAAAGCAGUGAUAAAUGUCAAGAGUAUUUAAAGAAAGACAUGUGGAAUAUAGAAAUGAAAUUACUUUGAGGAAGUUUUUAUCUAUCAGUAUCUUUUAUACUGUCGUAUUGAAAUUAGUUUCAAUAUAAACCAUGCAGGUAUUGGGAGUUGUUCAUUAAAUGUGACUCUGUAGUUACUGAAAAUGCGUGUUA
Pecten maximus is the source of this 946-nucleotide messenger RNA. Its product is annotated as U7 snRNA-associated Sm-like protein LSm10. Gene Ontology annotation, cellular component: nuclear body; cytoplasmic U snRNP body. The transcript has a single exon. Lineage: Eukaryota; Metazoa; Mollusca; Bivalvia; Pectinida; Pectinidae. Bases 88 to 570 code for a protein of 160 amino acids. The record is from RefSeq and is a predicted model, not a curated record. Gene Ontology annotation, biological process: mRNA 3'-end processing by stem-loop binding and cleavage. Gene Ontology annotation, molecular function: U7 snRNA binding; histone pre-mRNA DCP binding.